AUGAUUGGAGCGGGCUUCGAAGGCUACGAGGAUGAGAUGUCGGCAGAGGAUUUGCCUCCGAUAACCCUGACGGUAUGGGGCCACGACCCGUAUGCUGUCGAAGACCAGGUUCUGGUAGAUAUGAAGCUGUUUCCGCAGGCCAAGGAAGGACAAGUGGCCGAAUUGUCAACAAAAGUUGACGGGGAGAGACGCAAUUUUUAUUUCCAGCUCAAAGACAAGGGCGAAGGCAGCAACGCCCAGAUCUCUAUUAACACUAACUUUUUGAACCAGUUGCACAUCCGGCCUCGAAGUCAAGUACAAGUCCGUGUGCGACCUAGCGUGGUAGCACAUAUUGAUACGGUUGAGCUGCAUUUCAAAGGUAUGGAUCUAACUCGAGCCGACCAGUACCGGGUUGCACAAAGGCUGAGCGGCACUUGUGUUUAUCAGAAUCAACGAGUCAAUUAUCUUGGUGGGCUUGUACGUCUCACUGUGAAUAAAAUCUAUCGAAAUGGACUGCGCAAGUUUAGUGGGUAUAUUGGUCCCCACACUCGUUUAGUGUUCAGAAGCGACAGCUCACGUAUGCUAAUAUUUAUUCAGAUGUCCGCAGAGAUGUGGCAGUUUGAUUCGACUGGUGACAUUGUUUUUGACCAGCUGGUGAAUUCUUUUAUUCCAGAAAUGCUCCAUCGCUGGUGGAAACACGGGGACCACCAUCUAGUCUCGAUUGUGCUGUUUACAAGCGUUUCCACUUCAGGAUCUACAAAGCAAUUGGAACCUGGUGAAUUAGACCGUAACGCUACGGACUUUUAUCGAGUGGUCAUUGACAAGGUCCAUAUUAGUCGGUGGGCUGAUAUUAUGGUCAAACUUAGACAUGAGUUCUCCAAGUUUGAGCAAGAAGUUUUGUGUAACGACAAGGGUGAACUUCGUGGUCGCAUUUUGCCUUCUUGCAAGGGCAAUAUGCUCAGGGCUUGGUCGUUGGCCAAUAUUUUGCUGAAUACCAAUGUUGCCGACCAAGAUCUAUGCAGGGCCAACCAUCAAGCUAUGUUUAUUACCCCAGGCUCGGGUUUGUUCGACGUCGAUCUGGCUUCGUUCUAUCGUGUAAGUACCAGCAUGCUCCAGUCACUAAUCGGUGCUGAACUGGUUUGUCUUUCUCGACCCCCGCUCUUUGUGACGCCAAUGAUGCGGGCUCUGGACGAAACCGGACGCUUGAAGUACUUUGUACCCACAUGGAUGAAUGUAUCCUUUUGGAACUUUCAGAGUAAGUUUCAGAAACAGUGGAUACCUCGGUGCAAAAUAUAUGAUAUACAGAUGAUGGGUGUUACUGAGAACGAGAUCAAGUCUGUUUCCAUAAGGCACAUGGCACCUGGACCAUAUUCUACCCGAUUCAUGAAGAACUUUGAUGCAAAUGUUUUCAAAAGUGUCGAUAUGAUUGCCAACCAACGCCAAAUUGAAGAAGCGGCUCAGUCCUCUUCUUCGGCAUUACUAUUACGCCCGCUUGAUCUUUCUUCUGCUUUGCCCAAGGCUGUUUCAGAAUCCACGCUGGCCGUGGCAACUGUCUCACCUUUAACAACAGAUGCAGAGCCAAUGAAAGCCAGAAGCACUUUGGGCGCUUUACUCAAAGGAUCAAGAUAUGAAAAUAGUAUGGUUGGAGCGGCUGCACAUUUCUUACGCCCCAUGCGCUCAUUUUCAUUUAACGAUAAUGUAAUGAAAGCAACUCGUGAACCCCAGAGAAGAAAUGACUCGAUAGGUCCGACUUCUGUUAGAGACUUGCCUGCACACCCUGCACGCCCAGCCAUGCCCCAGCGCCAGACCACUAUGUUCGGCAAACAUAGUGCAGCAGUCCCUAUUCCUAUCAGUCAACGGCAGCAGCUCAGAGUCACGCGACCUUCCAUCCUUAGUCGUAUGUCUCCAGGUCAAAAGCUUACACCGAGUGUUGGUGGUGCAUCUCCGGGGAAAAGCCCAGUUGAUCAGACAUCAACUAGUCAUGGGGAAAAGCGGGGCCUGCCAACUCAGGAGAUCAACGAUCCCCACUGGCAUAUGUGGAGAGUUCUACCCAAUCCUUCAGUGAUCGAUCACCCCACCAGAGUCCGUGCUUAUGGUCGGUGGGUUAAUGUGUAUCCUCCAGGAACUAUCCGUAAGACCGUUAGUUGGCACUCUUUGAAGUCUCCUGCUUCUUUGCCGAUCACUUCUGAAGUGUUUCCCACCCCGCAUGAGUUUCAAAGCCACUACAAGUUCCAGUUUUAUGACGUCGCAGCAGGCCUCAGUCAUGAAAAGUAUACGGGCGGGCAUAUGUUGAACGAGCUUGUCGCGUUGAGGCUUCAAAUGGGAUUCCAAAUUGCUGUGGGCGAAGGCGUUGUCAAGGUAGAACGUAGUCUCGCAGAUGGCGACCCGAAUAUGCUUUGCCAAGUCGCUCCUCCUCGUGACUAUCUCAACAGUAGGGUGUACAUGUUGAGGAACACACUCAUACAUCGACUUUCGAUCGAGCAAGAUGGUGUGAUCAAUGUCCAGGUGUAUACGUGGGUCGAUCCCGAUCAGGCUCUUGCCACAGCCAAACCUUCAAUCAUGUACCCCCUCCGCGUGAAAACCAAGUUUGACCGGAACUACUACUCGGUCGAUAAACUCUUCAAUGACUACCAUAUCAUUGGUGAGAACAUCAAUUGGUCAGUUCUAGAUCAGCAAGUGACUGAUAUCGACGAUCCGACGCGCAGUAGCGAUAAGACUUAUCAUACGACCACCCGGUUUGUUUUGCUUCCCCCUGAUGUAACUACAACCCUUGAGCUGCCAAGUCCCUACGAUAAAUUCAGCCGCGAAGAGCUUGAUGUUGAGGCGGUCACCAAGGUAGUGCAAGCUCUUUUGAAAUCCCGGCAUUAUACGAAUGACCAGAAGAGCGUCAUCGCGGAGAAUGACAGUGUUGUUUUCUAUACUGGAGGGCUCUCUCGCUGUGUCGAAUCCAUGUAUGAGGAGUCUGACCGGUCGCAAAUGAGCGAAGCUCUUUUUACCAAAGACCGGCUCCACAAAGGUAUGAAACUUCAAGAUCUAGCGGCUGAAAUGCAGGGUGAGAGAGGAGUUCUGCUCACAGAUAGGAGUUGGCACUGGAAGACAUACCGCUAUGCUUUCUCUGGACAAAACAUGGUGAACUGGCUUAUUUGCGCGUUCAGCGAUAUAUCCACGGUCGAGGAAGCGGUGGACUUUGGAAACCACCUUAUGGAGCAGAAAUUCAUUGUUCAUGUUGACAAAAGACACAAUUUUAUGAAUGGCUACUAUUUCUAUCAAUUAGCUCCCGAUUAUAUUGUUCAGCGUCCGAAAGAGAAUGGUUCCCGCAAGAUCAAGCGGUGGUUUGGAGGUUCCAACAACGAAGACACUACUUCACAGAGUCCACAGAAGCACAGAGUGGUUAUUUCGAGAGCAAUUCCUAUAAAUGUUGACAUGAAACGCCUUUCUGACCGCUUAGAGCUCAUCAACGUUCAUAUUGACAAAGUUCACAAUCCUCAGUAUACGUACGGGAUUCGAGUUGAAUGGUUGAACGCGACACCGCGACUUAUUGAUGAUAUGUUUUCAAAUCUGGGGCGGAUUGCCAGUAGCUGUGGUUGUAAGAUUGUCCAAGUUCCCGUCGAUGAGAUUAGCAGCCCCCAGCGUCACUCCCCGUUCCGGUCCGCACUGAAGCUCUAUUUUGUACUGAACCCUGCUGAUGUGCCAUUGGCUUCAGGUCUCCAGUACAAUCCGUUAGAUUCUGAUCCCUUGUACUAUCAUUUUUACGUGCUACGCAAAAUGGGGUUUGUGCGAGACCUCCCUGGUGAAGACGAAAUUUCUAGCGGUGAUUUCCGAAUUGAGUACUCGUGGGGACAGGUCAACUUCAAUGCAGCACAGUAUAUCCACACAUCUGGGUGUGUUCUUGCACAAGUCUUGAAAGAUGGCCUGGUUUAUCUGAUUGCGAAUACUAUCCAUCUGUCGCGGAUCAGUAUCUACAAUACGAGCGUCGCAAAUGAUAAAUAUGAAGAAAAAAUACUUGACAUUUUCAGAGCUCUAUGCAAUAACAGUGAUGCUCUGAGAGAAUUGUUCAUGGAGGCUCAAGAGAGCUAUAAUAAGGACAUUUUACGCCGGCAGUCUAGCCAAAACUCGCUCUCGCAGUCCACUAACUCUAAUCAAACGUGA
This is a messenger RNA of Wickerhamiella sorbophila, 4128 nucleotides long. Its product is annotated as Vacuolar membrane-associated protein IML1. Lineage: Eukaryota; Fungi; Ascomycota; Dipodascomycetes; Dipodascales; Trichomonascaceae. Bases 1 to 4128 code for a protein of 1375 amino acids. Gene Ontology annotation, biological process: negative regulation of TORC1 signaling; intracellular signal transduction; positive regulation of autophagy. The transcript has a single exon. Gene Ontology annotation, molecular function: GTPase activator activity. Gene Ontology annotation, cellular component: GATOR1 complex. The record is from RefSeq and is a predicted model, not a curated record.